Copidosoma floridanum is the source of this 951-nucleotide messenger RNA. Its product is annotated as mitochondrial import inner membrane translocase subunit Tim17-B. Gene Ontology annotation, biological process: protein import into mitochondrial matrix. The record is from RefSeq and is a predicted model, not a curated record. Gene Ontology annotation, cellular component: TIM23 mitochondrial import inner membrane translocase complex. NCBI's taxonomy places the organism in Eukaryota, Metazoa, Arthropoda, Insecta, Hymenoptera, Encyrtidae. Gene Ontology annotation, molecular function: transmembrane protein transporter activity.
UACCUAUAUCACGGCUUUUUCAUUCAGACGGAUAACAUAUUAGGUAAUUGAUACUAUGAGAAAAAUCAUUGGGGGCGACGUUUUUUUAUUCAAAUGCAAGUAAAGCAUGUAACGUAUCGACUCGCGUAGUUCCGUUUCCUUUUCGUCUCGUGCGUGUUCGUCGUCCAGUCUGACGUUGCGGUGCGUUUGUUCGCUGGCAAAAUUCAUCUAGUUUGUUCAUAAGACUAUUGAAAUGGAGGAAUAUUCACGAGAGCCUUGCCCAUGGAGGAUAGUCGACGAUUGUGGUGGUGCAUUCACAAUGGGAGCAAUAGGAGGAUCAGUGUUUCAAAGUAUCAAAGGCUUCAGAAAUGCACCCAGUGGCUUAAACAAACGAUUCAGUGGGAGUUUGAUGGCUAUUAAGCAACGUUCACCUCUUAUAGCAGGAAGCUUCGCAGUUUGGGGUGGUAUGUUUUCAACAAUAGAUUGUACGCUUGUUUACUUCAGAAAAAAGGAGGAUCCUUGGAAUUCAAUUAUCAGUGGAGCUGCUACUGGUGGUAUAUUAGCAGCAAGAAAUGGCUUACCAGCCAUGGCUGGUAGUGCUAUUAUUGGUGGAGUUUUGUUAGCGCUUAUAGAGGGAAUUGGUAUUAUGAUCACGAGAAUGACUGCUGAGCAAUUCAAUCCUGCAGCUACAUUUGAGGAUCCUUCACAGCUUGGACCUCCUCCACAAGGAUAUCCAUCAUAAGGUCACAUUUUCUCAGCUUAACCGCUUUAGACGAAAUUUUCAAAAUACUAUAUAAUAGGCAAAGUUGCUUAUUAUGAGGAUUUUCUAUUUGUCAGAAUGACAAAUGUGUAUAAAUUAUCGAGUACUUAGGUUAAGAAAUAAUAAUUGUUCUGUGUUACUACAAGUAGUCUUAUGGUUCUUCUCUAGUUACCCAUUUUAGAAAUGAAAAAAAAAAAAGAAAGGUUACAUCA